Messenger RNA from Striga asiatica, 1398 nucleotides. The record is from the annotation of a GenBank genome assembly. Lineage: Eukaryota; Viridiplantae; Streptophyta; Magnoliopsida; Lamiales; Orobanchaceae.
ACACUCCCCACCCGACAGGCCGGCACUCGACGGCGAUGCUCGUACGGGCUGCAUCUCAAGAUAAGCAAAACACAGAAGAGGAGCUCGGAGGCGGCCAUGGUUUGAGACGAGCCGUCUCAGCCGUCGGAGGUGCACAUCCACGGUCGACGCAGAGCAGACCACCCCACCAUCGUAGGCUACCUAAAUCUUAUAUCUUUUCCAUGAAAAGAGCAUGAAUAUUCUGAAGCACAACUUCCCCACCCACUGUUACCCUCUGCGCCGCCUCCAUCAACCCUCUCUCCGCCCUCACUUUCUCAAUUUUGCCUCUCUCGGCAGAAGUUUCCGACUCCCCUCAUCCAUUUCCGCUACCCCUUACUCUCUCACCAAGUCUGCAGAGACUUCGAAGGUUUUAGCAAUCCCAAUAUCGAUUGGGAAGGAUGAAGAGAGGGAGACCGAAGAUUUUGAGGAGUACUUGGCAGAAGAUGGAGAGGUUUAUCAGAAGACAUUGAGAUUGGUCGAGUGUGCAAUGUUUGCUGCUGUCUCUGCUUUGGCAUUUCUCUUGAGCAACUCUCUAGCCAUUGAGAAAUACUUUGCAUGUUUCUUUGCUUUGCCGAUAGUCCUUUCAACAAUGAGAUGGGGUGUUGGAGCUGGCAGGAAAACCAUGGUGGCAACUACUGUAUUAUUGUUUGUCUUAUCUGGUCCGGUGAAAGCAGUUACUUAUUUGAGAACACCUGUCUUUCACAACAAAAAGUCUGCCCUUGAGAACACUGAACCAAACAACAGGGGCAUUCUUUAUAAAUUUCUAAAAUUAGCUGUUUCUUUGUCAUUAGUUAUUUCAUGGCUUGCUUGGUCUAGCGAUGGGUACCUUUUGGAGGUUAGAUCUAUAGGAGCUCUGGGAAAUGUGGUGAUUGCCUCAUAUCUAAUUGGAGAAAAUAUAUUGGCAUUGAUCACUAUAAAUCUUCAUGCUCUUGUCACAUAUAUCCUCUCUGGCUUUGGCUGCAUCUCAGUCCCAUCAAUGAAUUUUAUAUACUUCAUUUUCGGGCUUCUUCUCUUGCUCAAUUCUGGUGUCUUUGUGUUCCUGCUUCAUCUUUUAUAUGCUCUAUUUUUUACGAGGCUUGGGAUGAAGGCUUCACUCAGACUACCAAAAUGGCUACAGGCUGCAAUAUAAACCGAUUCAGAUGACCAAUGGAUAAAAUUUCAAUGUUUGUGUCUGAAAUUCUUUCAAUUAACCCUUUGACAUGUGCAUCCUCAGUGAACAUCCCUCUAUUUUAGGAAAGAAUUAACACUUUGACAUCUGCAUCCUCAUCCUCAGUGAACAUCCCUCUUUUUUAGGAUUUGCAAAGUGACUUAGGGGUUCUUGUUUGCAAAAUAUUUCACUCACAUUUAAUCCAUAUUCAAAAUAUAAUCCAACUUUAAUCA